AUGAGUGAACGUCAAGAUGGCUCUUAUUCAUUUUUAGACAAAAGAUCUUUACGCAUUGUCAGCAAUGAUUUUACACUUAAACGCGAUAUGUCAACAAAAACAAUUACGGUUACUAUUCUGGAAGAGCCUAUUUCACGUAAUUAUAUUGAAGUAAAAAUAUGCAUAGACUAUUCAAUUGUUGUUAAACACGUUCAUGAUCAAAGUAAUUUUUUUAUAGAAAUGUUUUGUUACCAAAUAUGGGGGCUAUUUUUUAGUCUCUUAAUUUUGAGGCGCAUUUCCUAA
Meloidogyne enterolobii is the source of this 282-nucleotide messenger RNA. The record is from the annotation of a GenBank genome assembly. Lineage: Eukaryota; Metazoa; Nematoda; Chromadorea; Rhabditida; Meloidogynidae.